ACAUCAAAAUUAAUAAUGCAUCUUAUCAAAAAUAUUAACUUAUUCGAUUAUAACAAAAUGUUAAAAUGCCAGAAAAGUCGCCGUAUAGUUGCAUAAUCAAUGGAAAACACGCGAAUAUAAGCGAUUAUCCUUUUUAUGUUUAUAUCGACACCGACCGAUGUUAUUGCGGCGGUGCUUUAUUAUCUAGAAACGUGGUUUUAACCGCAGCUCAUUGCGUAUCCAAGUCAUCAAUAUCAAAAAUUAAAGUCAUUCCCGGAUUGAGGAAAAGAAAGCAAUCGAAACGAACAGUAUAUCGACCGAAAGAAGUUAUCAUUCACCCAAAAUAUUGUAUCGACGAUUGUUAUGAUAUAGCUUUGCUAAUUUUAAACAGUAAUGUGAAACCUUGCGGUUGUAUUGAUAUUAUCGAUAUAAGUAGUUGUAAACCGUGUGUGGGAGAUGUGGUUACGGUUGUUGGUUAUGGAUACACAAAGCUUUUAAGGGAUAAAUACGGAUGUUGUUUACCAACACCUUCUAAAUAUUUACGUUCUUCACGCAGGAAAAUAAUGUGUUUUGAAGGACCGAUUAUGAAUACUUAUAGUAAUAACUCAAGAACUUGUUUGGGUGAUAGUGGGAGUCCGGUAAUUUAUAAUGGAGAACUUGUUGGGAUUCAUGUCAGUGGAGAAUAUUAUUGUGGAAGGACUAGUUAUCACAUAACAUUGGCACAUCCAAAAAUCUAUUCGUUUUUAGUUGAUAAUUUACCGUUUCUAGACCAAUAAAAUUGUUUGUAUUAAU
Molecule: messenger RNA, 771 nt
Organism: Onthophagus taurus
Lineage: Eukaryota; Metazoa; Arthropoda; Insecta; Coleoptera; Scarabaeidae
Product: snake venom serine protease pallase-like
Biological process (GO): proteolysis
Molecular function (GO): serine-type endopeptidase activity
Source: RefSeq, a predicted model, not a curated record